Messenger RNA from Sabethes cyaneus, 2999 nucleotides. It is a transcript of the gene Ctl1, whose product is annotated as choline transporter-like 1. The record is from RefSeq and is a predicted model, not a curated record. Gene Ontology annotation, cellular component: membrane. Gene Ontology annotation, molecular function: transmembrane transporter activity. The transcript has 6 exons. NCBI's taxonomy places the organism in Eukaryota, Metazoa, Arthropoda, Insecta, Diptera, Culicidae. Gene Ontology annotation, biological process: transmembrane transport. The coding region runs from base 211 to 2277 and encodes 688 amino acids.
CACUCGGUCACGGCAUUUUUGUUAGAACUAGAAGUGGAAAAGCAGCAGCGGUAGUAAACUAUAGUGCCACUCUCUCAUUAGGAAAAGACUCGCGUCAUCUCGAUGGAAUUCUGCGGUGUGAAAAAGUGGUGUUAAUUGUGUUGAAAAUUGCGUUUACCGGAAAGGGAACUUUUUAUAGCCAUUUUUGGUCCUGGUUAGUUCGGUGCGGUGAUGGGGUGCUUCGAGAGCAAAUCCAGCGAUCAGCAUCAGCCUACGGCUGUUCGCGGAUGUACGGAUAUUUUCUGGCUGAUUGUCUACGUUCUGUUUUGGGUUGCCCUGCUAAUAAUUGCCGUCUUUUCAUUCGUGUAUGGCAAUCCAUUGCGUAUCAUCAACGGCUAUGACUCGUUCGGCAAUACAUGUGGCGUUGAGAGCAACGAAAAAUUUUCCCAUUUCCCUCUUUCGGGUAUGAACACGCUCGACAAACCAUACGUUUUCUUCUUAGACAUCAAGGAACUGCGCCAGACGUUGAAAAUAUGUGUUAAGGAAUGCCCUAAAAGGGAAAUCGCGAGCGCAAUAGAAUUAUACCGGUACUAUGAGGAACGCGGGGCACAAUAUUGUCGGUAUGAUUUUAACAUGAGUCUCCUGACAACACAGGAAGCGUCUGGCCCGAAAUACUUCGCCUUCGCCGGUCCAUGCCCAAAGUUUCCAGUUCACGAACAAUCACCUGUGCUGCAUCGUUGCAUUCCGACCGGCAAAAACGCUCCACUGCAUCAGGUGAAGGACAUGUAUGCGCUGAUCAAUUCAUGGGGUGCUGCCCAACAGAUUUUUAGCGAUCUAUAUAAAACCUGGCCAACCAUCGUGCUUAUCUGUGCCCUUAGCUUGAUUUUCUCCAUUAUCCUGAUAACAAUGCUGCAUUGGUUAACAUCGAUUAUUUCGUGGCUAAUCUGUAUCUUUGUCGCAGUUGCUAGUAUUGGAAUCACCGGCAUUCUAUGGUGGAGCUAUUAUAAGUCGAAACACAGCAUGGAUGUGGACCCAAAAAUGUCCUACUUGGAAGAACUGGUGCGCAAUGAGACUACGAUUUACGUGCUCGCUAUUUUGGCUACCUUUAUAAUGAUCAUUUUAUUAGUUAUUAUUUACUACCUGCGUGAGAAACUAAGCGGUUUGGCUGCUCUGUUCGAAGAGGCGGGAAAAUGUAUGAUUGAGUUACCAGGCUUAGCCGGCCCGCCAGUACUUGCGUUCAUUGCGCUGGCGAUAUUUCUCACCUUUUGGGUGGUGGUCAUUGUUUGUUUAGCCACCGCCAACUAUCCGCAUUCGAAACCGUUGCUGCCCUUCACACAGCUCAAGGAGAACCCGAACAAGACUGAGGCCACCGUUAAACCGGACGUGGCUAUUAUCAAUAAUACCUACAAAUCACUUGAAUUGGUGGAAUAUCCUGAGGCCGACUACUUACGUCACAUGCUUUGGUUGUACAUUAUUGGUCUAGUGUGGACAACGGAGUUUAUUUUUGCCUGCCAACAGUUGGCUAUAGCGGGAGCCGUUGCGUAUUGGUAUUUCCGUAAACCGACUGACACUCCCGUACUGCAAGCCAUUGCCAAACUGGUGAAGUAUCACUUGGGUUCGGUGGCUAAAGGAUCGCUAAUCAUUACGCUUUUCAAGAUACCUCGCUUGAUAUUGACUUAUCUCUAUGCAAAGCUGAAGCGCCACCAACAGGAAGGUUCGGAGUGUGCCAGUUGCUGUCUUAAGUGUUGUAUCUGCAGUUUUUGGUUGCUAGAGAAGUUUAUCCGUUAUUUGAAUCACAAUGCCUAUACUGUGAUAGCGAUUGAAAGUGUUAAUUUUUGUCCGGCGGCCAAAAUCGCAUGGAAUGCGCUGGUCACAAAUGCCCUGCAGGUGGCCACCAUCAAUGGUAUCGGUGAUUUUGUGCUGUUCCUGGGUAAGCUAGCGGUAGCUGCCCUGUGCGGAUUGAUCAGUAUUCUCAUGCUGCGUGAUAAUCCCAAUGUGCACUUUUACAUGGCUCCCGUUAUAAUAAUCACGAUAUUCUCCUUCUUCAUUGCUCACAUUAUUCUGUCGCUGUAUGAGAUGGUAGUCGAUACAUUGUUCCUCUGCGUUUGUGAGGAUCGAACGAUCAACGGCAACUCAGGUCGUUGGAAAGAAAGCAAUUUAGCCCGCUUGCUUGGUGAAUCACCGGAAACCGAUGCCGUGGAAGCUCCGAUGCAAGUAGUCGAAAUGACCGCCAUCACAAAACAACCCUUUUCAGUGCAAAAUCUGCAAAUGACUGACAUCGAUAACAACACGGCUUAAACCGAUUUACCUCUGCAACAGUCGACUGUUGAGGCACAUAAAAGACGGCAUAUUUGUCGAUGUAGUACGCAGUAGAACAUAUAUGAGUCUCUCCUCUAAUAGGAACGCAGUUAGCGGCUGUUAGAACGCGGGAGUUAUUUUAGAUCGAAUACUAUUUUUUUACAAUCUCAAAUGUAGAUUCACUUAGGCAACAAUGUGUUUUUAAAAAAGCUUUAACAGCUAGCAUCUGUUUACAAGAUGGCAUUUUCACCAAGGGAAUCAAUUCCAUCCAGAUUUUGUAAGAUAUAGUUUAUGUAUAUCAUCGGUCGCACGCACACGUAUAUUGACGCUCAACCUUGGGUUUACGAAUUCAUGAUAAAAAUUAUAUUUAAUAUUUAUACUACAUUUGCAAGGAUAUUAUCAAAAUUCAUCAUAACUCUUAGGAUACAUUAUAUACAAAAUAACAUACUAUCACUCGUCGUAACACUUCGAAAUAUUCAACUAUUUAUAAUUUGUUAAUGGUCCUCCAAAGUUACAAAGCCAAGCCAACAUGAAAUAUUUAUCCUAUCGUAAACAAACACACACAUUAAUGUUCAUCACUUGUUGCAAAAGUAUUUUAAACAGAUGUUAUCUCCAUAUUGAUGUUUGAUAAAUGCCAUUUCAGAUUAUAGAUCAAACUGUUGUGAUGAUGAGUUUAUUGUAUGAAUAAAACUUAUACGCAAAUAUAAUAUUCCUACUUAAAU